Molecule: messenger RNA, 1645 nt
Organism: Centruroides sculpturatus (bark scorpion)
Lineage: Eukaryota; Metazoa; Arthropoda; Arachnida; Scorpiones; Buthidae
Product: ankyrin repeat domain-containing protein SOWAHB-like
Exons: 13
Coding region: 119-1192 (357 amino acids)
Molecular function (GO): protein binding
Source: RefSeq, a predicted model, not a curated record
GGCUCGGUUUCCAAGGACGGCAAACCACGUGACCCGAUACGUCAUGGAGGUGGAAUGUGUUGAGUCGGUCGGUAGAAUUGGUGCACCUUUCCGUCUCUCUUACCUGAACAGGUGCUAAAUGAUGGAUGAGCAAAAUGUCCUGACUUUCGAUUCCGUUAGGGAUUAUCUCUUCCAGAACGGUGGUAAAGUUAAUAAUCGCGAAUUAGUCAAGCACUUUCAGUCUUAUCUAACAAAUCCAGACCUAGAGAAACAAGCUCAAGCCAAAUUACACUUCAGAGAUUACAUCAAUGAACUGGCCACACUGAAAGAAGAAAAUGGGGUGAAGUAUGUUGUGAUGAGGAAAAAGUACCUUGAUAACACAUCCGUGAAUGUGCCUAAAUCUAGUCCGGCAAAUACCGAAAUUCGGCUUUAUCCAAAUGGAGUUUGGCCACAGGGAAGGUUUCAGAAGGUUAACGAAACUGGCGUAGGCUACGUGGAUCCAAAUGCGAGUGUGGCAUUGUCUGUCGCGAGGUGCGACGACAGAACGACGAGGUUACCCAUGUCGGAAGAAAGGGAGACGCGGAAUUUUGUCAAAGUCAAUCAUUCACAGAUUUAUCAAAGCUUAACACCAACUUUAGAAGCAGUUCCUCAGCCACCACCUCGUCGCAGAGGCGAUAGGAGGGAGUCAUCGGGGAAGAUAGAAGAAACCUUACGUCAGUUGAACAAAGAAAACUCUGAGACCAAAAUUAUAAGGAAUGAGGCUUUGACCGAACCUAUUAUAAGUCCAGGUAUGGUAAGAGAAAGAGCACAGUCCUUGAAUAAGUUAGCAUCGGAAACUGAGCUAAUGAUAAAGUCACCGUCACCGUCACCGUCACGACCUACGAGAGGAAGUGUGAAAAUAAGCUUGGACGACGACGAUACAUCAUCAUUAGCCAGUCUGAAUCCUUAUCGAAGAGAGUGGACGCUGAAGGCAGCUCAGGGAGACUACCUGUCACUCGUUCGCUUGUUGAAAGAAGAACCCAGAUUGGCUAAUUUUAAAGAUUUCAUUUCGGGGUUCACAGCCCUCCAUUGGGCAGCUAAGCAUGGAAGCUGUGAUAUUGUCAAAUUAAUUGCCGGGAAGCACAGGGUAAACCCAAAUAUCCGAUCGCAUGGGGUGAGUAUUGAAUAUUUUAAAGUACGACCGAAGGGUAGUACCGUCGGCAAACUGAUUUAAAUCUCUUCUUUGCAUCAGGGGUAUACGCCGCUUCACAUAGCAGCCAUGUUUAAUCGUCUGGAGGUUAUCGGACUCUUAAAAGCUACUUACGGGGCGGAUGCGUCGAUAAGAGACUACAGUGGCAAAAAGGCAGAAGACUACUUACCAAAGACAGAAAUACUUAAAGAACGUAAGAUGACCCCUCCUAACUCUCUUCUUAUCCACCGAACACUUUCGUCUUCUAUUCGUUCCUCUUUGCAUCAGUCUUUCUUACGAUCGACGAGGCCCGUCGUCAGAUCAAGAAGCGUAAAGUCUGCCUAUUUUGGAUGAUUACUUAAGUUUUUUUUUUUAAAUUUCUUACUCUACUAUGCAUGCUGGUUGUGCAUGGUGCAUGUUGGGACUUUAUCAGUAAUUUUAUCUGUAUGGCUAUUGUCUAUAGAGGUUAUAUUAAAGGUGAAAGGUUAUCAGUUUGAA